UCAUGUCAUAGAUAAAAGUGAAUGUCAAAUUUAAUAAAAAAAACAGCCCAAAAUCAAUUUAACCAUCAAUGGAAAAAUAACAAAAGUUCAAAUUCUGAUAAUGCAAAUCAUCCAAACCUAGCCAUAAUUACCUCGCCAAUAUGAACCGAUUUAUGUCAUUCCUGAAACUUUACCAACCAUUGACUUUAAAUAGUAGAAACUACCAAGUAACUGUGGUCGGCGGAGCGAGCGACGUCGGUCAAACAUUAUGCUUACUGCUGCGAGCUGAACCCGGCAUCUCGAAGCUGGUAGUGCAUGACACUAGGGGGCAGACACCUGGCGUCGUUCUGGAUUUGUCCCACAUCCCAACUGACUCAUUCAUUCAAGGAUACACAGGAGAAGACACACUUGAACGAGCUUUAAGAAAUUCCAACGUCGUCUUAGGUGUGGGCGGACUUAUCCGAAAACCAGGUAUAAAUGAAAAGUUAUGGUUAUCAGCUAACACAGCCUUCAUCAAAACAUUAGCAGCAAGAGUAGCAAAGUUGAAUCCUUUACCGUUUUUGGGAAUCGUCACGGAACCAAUUAACUGUCUCGUCCCGAUGGCCGCUGAAGUUAUGAGGAAUCAUGGAGAGUAUGAUCCGAAAAAGCUAUUCGGCGUGACCGGUGUUGACGCGAUACGAGCUCAAACACAGUAUGCUGCACAGCAUAAUCUGAACCCUCGUAAUUGCUUCGUUCCCGUGAUUGGAGGUCAUUCCGAAAAAACCGCAAUCCCACUCCUAUCUCAAUGCCAACCCACUUGCGAUUUUGAUGAGAAAAUUUCCCAAGAAUUCACAAUAAAAUUCCGGAAGACUGACGAAAGAGUGAUAAAAGCUAAACGAGGAUUUUCACCGAUCCUUUCAGUAGCGUUCAGCGCCUUAAUGUUUACUCGCAACGUACUCGACGCUCUGGACGGACGACCAGCCAAAGUCAAUGCCUUCAUAGAGAAUAACGAUUUCGGCACCACAUUCUUUGGAGGAUUAGUAGAGAUCAACCAUGUUGGCAUCAAAGAAAUGCAAAUGUACUCUAGCCUUUCAGAAUAUGAAUGUCAAUUGCUGGAAAAGAGCAUCGAAGAGCUGCGCAAAGACAUUUUAAAAGGAAAGAAAGUACUGGAAUUGGCCUAAACCGCAUGCGAACCGUGUAUCAAAGCCAUGUCAAUGUCCGCCACACUUUUCUACGUUUGUUAAAACUAAAUCAUGUACCCUAAAUUAUUACUCGUUGAAAAUAGUGUUCACAAUCAAUAAAACAAGCGAAGAAAUUAAAAACACAUUUACCAA
Trichoplusia ni (cabbage looper) is the source of this 1292-nucleotide messenger RNA. RefSeq names its product malate dehydrogenase-like. NCBI's taxonomy places the organism in Eukaryota, Metazoa, Arthropoda, Insecta, Lepidoptera, Noctuidae. Gene Ontology annotation, molecular function: L-malate dehydrogenase (NAD+) activity. The record is from RefSeq and is a predicted model, not a curated record. The transcript has a single exon. Gene Ontology annotation, cellular component: cytoplasm. Gene Ontology annotation, biological process: carboxylic acid metabolic process. The coding region runs from base 141 to 1139 and encodes 332 amino acids.